GGCAGAGACGUACAGACAUGGCAGUGGAAGUGAAACUGCUUCUCUGGCCAGAUCUUGAGCUUUCUUCCUGCUCCCCGCCCCCCGUCGGUGCUGUUACGUUGCGGGCUCCACCGGCGGUGCAUCUCCAUGUAUUCAGUACCCAUGGAGGUAUUCUUCUAGCUGGAUGGUCUUUUGCAUAUUUUACAAUUAAGGACAGGUUGCCUCAAAUCCUAACUAAGGUUAUUGAUACUUUGCACCGACAUAAAAAUGAAUUCUUUGAAGAAUAUGGAGAGAAAGGCAUUGAGGCAGAGAAGAACACUAUAUCCAUCCUCUCUAAGUUAAGAAAUGAGCUGCAAACGGACAAACCGUUGGUUCCCUUGGAUGAUAAACUCCCUGAUGUUCCACUGUGGAAUCAAUACCUAGAAUAUCAACAAAAUUUAUUAGAUGGAAAUGAACAGCCAAGCUGGUUUCAGUCCCCUUGGUUAUAUGUGGAGUGUUACAUGUACCGCCGGAUUCAUGAAGCCCUAGUUCAUAAUCCUCCUCUUGACAACUACGAUGUAUUUAAAGAAGGAAAGGUUCAAAGCUUCUUUGAAUCCCAACAAGCUAUUAUUGCCUUAUGCACUUACUUGCAGGAACUUCUUAAAAACAUUGAGGACCUAGAUGAAAAACAACUUCAGGAAGAAUUUUUUAAGCUGCUGCAGAUUUCAUUGUGGGGGAAUAAGUGCGACCUCUCCUUUUCAGCUGGUGAAGACAACUUUCAGAAAGCCAGUCCUCUAAAAUCACUGGACAACUUGAAACCUUUCAUCUUAGUGGAUGAUAUGGAAGGCAUUUGGUCAGUGCUUAUUAACAGCAAGAAAAGAAGAACGUCAAAAGAUGUUACUAGAGUUGACAUAGUCCUGGAUAAUGCUGGAUAUGAACUUAUUACUGAUCUAGUACUGGCUGACUUCCUGUUAUCAUCAAAGUUAGUUACUGAAAUCCAUUUCCAUGGAAAGUGUAUUCCAUGGUAUGUAUCGGAUACUACAAAGCAAGAUUUUAACUGGACUAUUAAACAGCUGCAGUCUGCUAAUAAUAGGUGGAUGUCUAGGUGUGGGAUGAACUGGGAGGGCAAUAUUAAAAAAGGAGUUUUGGUUUACCAUGAUCACAUGUUUUGGACUCUGCCACAUGAAUUUUGUAGUAUGGCUCAGGUUGCUGCUGACUUGUAUGCUGAGCUGCAGAAGUCACAUUUAAUUAUUUUUAAAGGUGACCUCAAUUACAGGAAACUAACUGGAGAUAGAAAAUGGGAGUUUACUGUUCCAUUUCAUCAAGCCUUAAACAAAUUUCAUCCUGCACCUCUCUGCAGCUUGAGAACACUAAAAUCUGAUGUUCAGGUUGGUCUGAAACCUGGACAAGGUGAUCAGUUGGUGACUUCUGAACCUGACUGGAUGAUAUGUGGGAAAUAUGGAGUAGUUCAGUUUGAUGCAUCUUUGUGAUUCAGGUGUGAGGUUGAUAGUUUACCGAGGGAUAGGUUUAAUUUGCACUGUUUCAGAGAGCUGUGCUUUUGCUGUUCAAUUUUGGGCUUUUCGUUUACCUGUUUCUGGUAAGUAGCUUGUUGUUACUGAUUUACAAAAGCUAAAGAUGAUGUACAACAGUUUACAAACUUUCCUUUUAAGACUCAAGUUAUUAAAUUGUAGAUCUUUUAUGAUCUAAAAUGUCAACAGAUGUUGCAGAUGAACAUUACUUCAAUUGUCCCUAAGAAUACUUUAUCUUUCAGUAAUUAAAGAGAAUUAAUGCUCAGUGGAAGAUACAAUUUACUUGUGGAACUGGUUCCAUCUUCGCAUGCAUUUACUGUUCCAGUACUGUUUGGCAUUUUCAAGUGCCAUGUGUUGCAUGGUACUUAGAUUCAUGAAUUCAAAAAAAAAAAAAUUAACUUCUCGGUUUUCUGCAUCACUGCAGCAGAGGUCUUAUUUUAAAGCUGUUUGAUUUGUCUUUGACAAAGAGUAUUUUACAUAAAUUGACAAUGUUUUCUCAUCUGUGUGGUCAAUAGUUUUUGCCAUUCUGAAAGCUAUUAAAAAGAACUAAGUAGGUAUAGUCAGCAGUGGGUUAAGGAAGGAUCAUUUGGGGUGAGACCAUGGUCCUGUAAAGAAGACUCAGAUGCCCAACUGAGUCAGAGCACUAAGACACAAGUAAGUAGUACCUGCUAGCUGUCUGCCAAGUGGGGUAGUCCCCCUCCCCUUCCAUGACAAGUUCAGACUCUGAAAUUGGGAGUAAGAAUCCAUCUUUAAAGAUGUGGAAAGAAUUGUUUGAGACUGUGACAAGCCAGGGGUGUGAUUUUUUUUCCCCCCCUCCCACUUGUGAGCACAUACUCAGUCUUGCUCUCACAGCCAAGCUGUGCCUUUACUGCUGCUACCCUGUGUGACUACAACUACACUACUGUUUAUACUUGCGCUAGCACAAUGAGAGCUAGCAUGAGUAUGUGUAAGAGAGCAGGGAAACCACACCCCUACUUCAUUUAGAUGUAGCCUGAAUAGGGUUGUGAGGGAGCAGAUAUCUUGGUAAACUCAUUCAGGAUUUAUGCUUAAUCCUUCUUUGUAUUAGAGAGAGGGCACAGGUAACAAUAUGUACAGUUAAAGUUGCCUGACUUUCCAUUAAUGAUGCAACCCUUUUUUAGCUGCUUAUAACACUGCAAGAUUUAUCUGUUUCAGAUGAAAUUUUCUCCGCCUCCUGUUGAAAAAAAUUUUUUUUUUUUUGAAAGUUUCAGCAAAAAUGUUUCAACUGUUCUCAAUAAGGUUAGGAGAAAAUAUUGAGCAUUCUUAACCCAGCAGCCCUGCACUGGAGAAGGACUUUCCCAUGAGUUCCUCCUCCCAGCAACCAAAUGUUGGGAGCAGGAACUAAGCAGUGGUAUUUUCUUUCCUAUGCUAUUGUAGUCCAUGCAGUGAGGUGGUGGCAGUGGUCUUAUUGUAAUAGAGGGGUGAGAAGCUAGGCCUAGGGAAGGAGUAGGGCAGGCGGUCUCAGGUGAGCUGGGUGUAGUGGGGGAGCUGCAUGUAUGGGCCGGGGGGAAGAGACCUGGGACAAGGACAGACUGGAAGGACAAGGGGAGAAGGGUCUGGUGCAGGGGCGGAGAAGUACGCACUGGGGUCUAACCAUUAUUGCACACGCCCCUCAGAACGUAGACUAAAUCCCAAAUUCCUGUGCUGUCAGAAAAUUGCAGUGCAACCUGUCUUUCAUCUCCCUCUAAUAGAGAGUGCAUACGCAGGGUGACAACCUACCACUGCUGUGAAUUACUGUUAGCUCAAGCAGCAGGUAUCUGUGAGGUGGGUCUAAAGGUUCCUGCUCUGCUAAUGACUGCUUGGGUCUCACUAUAAGCCCCAUGUUGGAAUUUUUUUCCCCAAUUUGCCUUUUUUAAAGCUUAGGAGAUUACAAAUACAGAAUCUACAGAAAGAACAUUAAGGUUUAAAAAUGAAGUACUCAACAGCUAGGAAAUACCAGGAAGAAUUGUCCUGUGGUUAGGGUUCCAGCUUGGUACUCAAGCCUCUGUUCUGUUGCCUGCUUUCACAGAUUUUCGGGUUUACUGUGGGUAUGUCACUUAAAGUGUGCCUCAGUUCCCCAUCUGUAUAAUGGAGAUAGCAUUUCCCUACCUCACUGGGGUGCUAUGAAGCACUCAGUUUCUGCAGUAAUGUGGGCUAUAUAAGCAUCUUAGCUAGAAUUAAGCUUGCCUAGGCAACUGUCAUUCUCUUCCCUACCCUUGAGCAUAUGUUUUGAUAGUCUCUAAUUACAUGACAUCCUGUAUUUUUGCAUGGUACCUGUACCUCAUUCAGUGCAUAGGAUGGACAGUGCUCACUUGAAUAGCAGCUAGUGGAUUUCAUUUGUUGUCAUUGGCCAGUAUGUGACCCCUUGCUUUAAUUACUGUACACUAUUCAAACCUUGCUCUGAAUAUAGAAGUAUUAAUCAGA
Molecule: messenger RNA, 3908 nt
Organism: Chelonoidis abingdonii (Abingdon island giant tortoise)
Lineage: Eukaryota; Metazoa; Chordata; Testudines; Testudinidae
Source: RefSeq, a predicted model, not a curated record